AGGAGGCCGAGCGAAUAAACACAAUCUCAGAGGAGAGCAGUUUCAAAUCAUAGCAUGUCCGCUUAUCUGUACGCUUCCGUGCUGUCAUAGCAUCUCCGGCUUCAGAUAUGAACUUCAUGAUGUUAAUAUAGUAGAUCGUUUAUAGUACAUCGUUUAACUGUGCUGACGAGCCUGUAGAUGCAGCGGUCUCCGCAGAGAAGCUUUUGAUCAGUGAAGCUAUCAGCGGCAAAUUACACCCCACCAAAGCAAGCAUGGCCUCUGAUAUCAACUAUCAGGAUGGCCCAGACCUUUCUAGGAGAGAUGAGAGCCCCGCUGAAGAUGAGCCCAUCCAUUCACCCGCUUCCCUACGACAGACAGAAUAUGAACGAAUCGGAGGAAGAACAGGAUCCUCGUUUUCUCAGACUAUAAUUCAUUUACUUAAAGGAAAUAUUGGUACGGGACUCCUCGGCUUGCCUCUGGCUGUCAAGAAUGCAGGACUCGUGGUGGGGCCUUUAAGUCUUCUGGCUUUGGGAAUCGUGGCUGUGCAUUGCAUGAACCUCCUUGUGAAAUGUGCACAUCAUCUAAGUGCAAAGAUGGGCAAGCCCUUUCUUUCCUACGGAGAUGCAGUGGAGUAUGGCAUGGAGAAUGUGUCGUGGCUGAGCAGACACUCUUUGUGGGGAAGGCGUGUGGUGAAUCUGUUCCUCAACAUAACCCAGCUGGGCUUCUGCUGCGUUUACUUUGUGUUCCUCAGCGACAAUGUCAAACAGGUGGUUGAGACUGCAAACGCGACGACCGUGAACUGUCACAACAAUGAAACCGCAGUGAUUGUCCCCAGCUACGACUCUCGCCUCUACAUGCUCUUCUUCCUGCCCUUUAUCAUUGUGUUGGUGUUUAUCCGCAACCUCAAGUACUUGGUCCCUCUGUCGUUUGUAGCAAACAUUUCCAUGUGUGUCAGCCUGGUCCUCAUAUACUACUACUGUCUGACGAAUAUCCCAUACCCUAUCAACCUCCCGCUGGCGGGAAGAGGAGUUGACUAUCCUCUCUUCUUUGGAACAGCAAUUUUUGCCUUUGAGGGAAUUGGAGUUGUGUUACCACUUGAGAAUAAGAUGCAGAAUCCCAGAAACUUCACCACGGUCCUGUAUCUCGGCAUGGGCAUCGUCACCACCCUCUAUAUCACCCUGGGCACCAUCGGCUACAUUGGCUUCGGAGAGCAUAUUCGGGGCAGCAUCACAUUGAACUUACCGUUGUGCUGGUUAUAUCAGACCGUGAAGCUGCUGUACUCUUUUGGGAUCUACAUCACUUAUGCGCUGCAGUUCUACGUGUCAGCAGAGAUCCUGAUCCCGCCGGCGGUGGUGCGCUGUGGUCCCAGAUGGGCGUUGAUGGUGGACCUCGGCAUCCGCGUGGCUCUUGUAGGCCUCACAUGUGCUCUGGCCAUAUUGAUCCCGGAGCUUGACCUGGUCAUCUCUCUGGUGGGCUCCGUGAGCAGCAGCGCUCUGGCCCUCAUCAUCCCUCCCCUGCUUCAGAUCAUCACCUUCCAUAAUGAAGACAUGAAGCUCUGGGUGAUGGUCAAGGACAUCGGCAUCAGUCUCAUUGGCUUUGUGGGCUUUGUGGCGGGGACGUACAUCUCCAUCCAGGAGAUUGUGGCACGGAACAGCAGCAGACACAACGGCACACACCUGCAGCUGCUGUGAACGCCGAGGGAGCGACAGAUUAAAUGUAGGCCGUGCAGACCCACUGAAUCAUUUACUCACUACAUGCUCCUUUGAUUUCUGCUCAAUUCCGCUUGGGAUUCUUCUUUCUGAACGUCCGUAGAUUCUUUGUGUUUUUGUCCUUCGGUUUUUGUAGCACUGAAGUCUCUUCAUAUCGAGUUCCCAAGUUACUUUGGCUUCAAGGAACUCAUUUUUACUAAAUCUUUUGGGUCAAACAGCCUUUUAUCCCAAUUUUAAGAUGAAUAUUAAUGGAAUAAUAUCUAUAUUGCUCAUUUUAAUGUCUUGUUUACAGUGUUUCAAUGCCACAAACAGAUUCCUUUCACAUUCAUUUAGAAUGAACAGGUUCACAUGUGUUGUUUACUCAUUCUGAGUGGUUGCAAUUGGAAAGAAGUGACAUGAACAGUAAUUUCUGUUUGUAACUGUGUUUUUGUAUUCUUAGAACUCUUGUUUGCAAGACAAAAGGCGAGUUAUUUGCUUCUGCAUAUUACACACAGACUCAACCUAGACUUGAUUGUAAAUAUGUGGAAAUCCAGUCAAAGUACACACGUUUGCACAAUUACACAAUACCCAGUACCUCUCAGUCUCAACCAAUCAAAAGAUUAGUCAGAUCAGUGGACU
This is a messenger RNA of Sinocyclocheilus rhinocerous, 2306 nucleotides long. It is a transcript of the gene slc36a1, whose product is annotated as solute carrier family 36 member 1. Lineage: Eukaryota; Metazoa; Chordata; Actinopteri; Cypriniformes; Cyprinidae. Gene Ontology annotation, biological process: proline transmembrane transport; L-alanine transport; proton transmembrane transport. Bases 252 to 1670 code for a protein of 472 amino acids. The transcript has 12 exons. Gene Ontology annotation, molecular function: amino acid:proton symporter activity; L-alanine transmembrane transporter activity; L-proline transmembrane transporter activity. Gene Ontology annotation, cellular component: vacuolar membrane. The record is from RefSeq and is a predicted model, not a curated record.